Drosophila erecta is the source of this 2286-nucleotide messenger RNA. RefSeq names its product chondroitin sulfate N-acetylgalactosaminyltransferase 1 (gene Csgalnact). Bases 25 to 1647 code for a protein of 540 amino acids. The transcript has 4 exons. Gene Ontology annotation, molecular function: glucuronosyl-N-acetylgalactosaminyl-proteoglycan 4-beta-N-acetylgalactosaminyltransferase activity. Gene Ontology annotation, cellular component: Golgi cisterna membrane. Lineage: Eukaryota; Metazoa; Arthropoda; Insecta; Diptera; Drosophilidae. The record is from RefSeq and is a predicted model, not a curated record.
AAAUCUUGUAAGGAACUAUGGAAAAUGCAUAACUCCCUGGUGUCCAAGUUGCUGCUGCGGCUCCUGCUGCUCUUCGCUUUGGUGACAGGCGCCUCAAUUGUGGUGCUCACGAAAUGCGGAUUCGAUGAACUGACGACGAAGGAAUCUCAAGCCAAUAAUCCGAGUGAGUCGAGCGGAUUCAGUUACACCUUAAGCGAGCGGGAGGCGGAAAUAGAGCGUCUGAAACAGGAGGUCCUGGCUCUCCGCACUCAAAUCCUCUUUCUGCAGAAUAAUCGCAGUACUGCCAAGCCAUCCAAUGGCAGUCUUCAGUUGCAAGAAACCACCGUGGGUGCACCAACCGCUCCACUGGGUCACCAUUACGACUGCAGCAGCUAUAUUCGCAAGCAGGUGGGCGCCGCAGAAAUUCUACAUGGACUGCCGCUGAACAACGAGUACGAGCUGAUACCCUACAAUCACUUCACCUUCACCCGGGUAUAUCCCAUCGACUUGGGCCUGGGAAAGCGCGUGGUGGAGAAGCCCAUCGGCUAUCGACGACGUGACCUCAUCGAGGCGGUAAACAAAGCGCUGGAGAGCCUGAACCGGAAUCACUCAGCGAGGAUACGAGCCAAGGGAGCUGGUUCAGCAGCGGCUUACGCCUCCGAUGUGAUCAAAUACACCCUGGAUGACUUUAUCGAGGGCAUAUACCGCAAUGAACCCACCACAGGCACCCAGUACGAGCUGUACUUCCAGAGUGUCAAGCACCAGGCGAGUCCUGUGCGGAGAGCCCUGGUCAUGCGACCCUUCGCUCCUCUGCAAACGGUGCAGCUAUCGGAGCUGUCCGCCACUGUGGACAAUGGUAGUGUCCCUCCAACUCACAGCCCGCCCAUAAUCCACGUGAUACUGCCGUUGGCUGGACGCCUGCACAGCUUUCGCAGCUUCCUGCAGAUGUUCGCCAAGCUCGAGGAUCGCCGCCUGGAGCUUAUUGUGGUGUACUUUGGAACUAGCGGAUUGGGGCAAGCUAAGAGCCUGGCUGGACGAACACAAAGGACUCAGUUCCUGGCACUCAAUGAGACGUUCAGUAGGGCCAAAGCAUUAAGACUGGGAGCAGAGCACAUUCAACCUGCAACGGAGGACGUGCUGCUCUUCAUGUGUGACGUGGACAUAAUGUUCACGACCAAAUUCCUGGAGCGCUGUCGCUGGAAUACCGCGCCCGGAAAGAAGGUCUACUACCCCGUGGUAUUUAGCCUGUACAAUCCGCAUGUGGUGUACUCUCUGCAGGGCAAAUCCUUGCCCAGCGAAGAGGAGCAGCUGGUGAUCUCGAGGGACACCGGAUUCUGGCGGGACUUUGGCUACGGGAUGACGUGCCAGUACCGCUCGAACUUCCUAAAGGUGCGCGGCUUCGACGAGGAGGAGAUUGUGGGCUGGGGCGGCGAGGAUGUGAUGCUGUACCGAAAGUAUGUUCGCUCCAAAAUCAAGAUAAUCAGGGCCACCGAUCCGGGCAUCUUCCAUCGCUGGCACACCAAGAUCUGCUCCAGUUCCCUGACAGCCGAUCAGUACCGCGCCUGCAUUCGAUCGAGGGCUUUGAACGAGGCCUCGCACGCACAACUCGGAUUCCUGGCCUUCCGGGAUGAUAUAGCCGCGGCUAAUGCCGCAAAGAUUACGUCUUGAUACGCGACUAUGCCCCAUGUUUCCCCCAUCGCUUGGCUUCUCUACUUGAAAGUGUGUGAAAGGAGAGCAGUGAUAUAGUUUUAAUAUCUAGGAUUUUCUACUCAUUAUAGCUUAUUUAUCUAUUGCGUUUCAUUAUACAAUUGUGUGAUUUCAUUUAUUGCCAGCGAAGUAUUAGUAAUUCAAUGUAUUGUUUUAGAUAGAAUAUACAAUAUUGUGAUAUCUAUUUUAUGCUUCAGUUAAUCAGUUUUUAAAUCAAUUUUAAUUUACAAAAUUUUUAACAGACCACUGCCACUGUAUCACACAUGCAAACACACGUACUUACUGUAGGCCAUAAAGUAUGUACAACUUGAGACAAUAACUCGUAUUUAGCCGAAUCGUUGAAUUAGCUUAAUUGUUGAUCUUAUUGCGCCCUCCAGGGCACACACACACACAUAUACAAAGAUGAAGACAAAUCGCACAGUACACGUACACAUCACAAAUUGUUCUUCCAUGAAGCGAACUAGAUGCAAUCUCCAAAGCCCAAGAAAAUAUAUAUUUACGAGUACCAUAUCGAAUAUGUAUCUCAAACUGAGCCUAGCAAUUCUGCCAGAUUGUUGCGCGCUUUGUAAAAACUAAAUUAAAUCGUUUAAUUAAACUUGU